Messenger RNA from Cloeon dipterum, 1511 nucleotides. Its product is annotated as selenocysteine lyase-like. The record is from RefSeq and is a predicted model, not a curated record. The transcript has 8 exons. NCBI's taxonomy places the organism in Eukaryota, Metazoa, Arthropoda, Insecta, Ephemeroptera, Baetidae. Bases 202 to 1455 code for a protein of 417 amino acids.
UUAUUAUUAUUAUUAUUUCCCCUGACAGACCUUUAAUCACAAACAGCCAACAGUCUAGUCCAAUAAAAAAGUUGAUGUUGAUAAAAACAUAUUAUUGAAUCGCCUUACAACGCCGGCGCUUUAUUUCCAGUGAUAUCAGAGUGUGGUCUGACAGCAUCAACUGCUGAUGGUUCAAGAGAUAACUUGAAAUUUCAAGUGAAGAUGCGGAAUAAUAAUAUUUACCUUGACUACAAUGCAACGACUCCGCUGGCCCCAGAGGUCGUCGACUGCCUGAGGGAGGUCAACCCCCAUUACUGGGGCAACCCCAGCUCGCCAUAUCUUCGUGGGUUAAUUGUGAAAGAAAAGAUCGAAGAGGCCAGAACUAAUAUUGCUAAACUGGUUGGCACGCCGCACAGCGAAGACAUUAUAUUCACCUCUGGAGGAACAGAGUCUAAUAACAUGGUCAUUUUUGGCACAACCAAGUACUUAAAAGAGUGGAAUGAGAAACAAAAAAGUCCACUAAGUGGCAUUCCACAUGUGAUCACAACCAAUGUUGAGCACGAUUCUGUGAUCCUGCCGAUAAAACGACUUCAGGAAGAUGGUUUGAUAGAUGUUACCAUCGUUCCUGUCACUAAAAAAGGAGUGAUCGUUGCUGAAGAUCUACUGUCAGCAGUGAGACCAAACACUUGCCUGAUUACAAUGAUGAUGGCCAACAACGAAACUGGUGUCAUCAUGCCAGUAGCUGAAAUUGGAAGACAAUUGCAGAGAGUCAACCGGAAGCGCAUAGCAGACGGAUUAAUUAAAAUUCUGUAUCAUACUGAUGCAGCCCAAGCUAUUGGAAAAAUCCCUGUUGAUGUCGAGGACUUGCUAGUUGAUUACCUGACUAUUGUAGGGCACAAGUUUUACGGUCCUCGGAUAGGUUGUCUGUACGUACGAGGUCCAAAUUCUGCCACUCCUAUUUAUCCAAUGUUCUACGGCGGAGGCCAAGAAAAUGGAAUCAGACCCGGAACUGAAAAUGCUCCAAUGACAAUUGGCUUAGGGAAAGCAGCCGCUCUGGCUGCACAAUUUUUUAAUCAAAACCAGUCGCUGUUCAUUUGCUUCCGAGAGUAUCUAGAAGAAAAACUCAAAGAGAGAUUUGGAGAGUGUGCCGUAAUUCACUUCAGAAACCCUGACAUUCCGUUCUUGCCAAACACUUGCAGCGUUUCUCUGCUGACCAAUGAAAAAUUCUCAGGAUCAGAUAUCCUACGCAAGUGCCAUCGAGUCGAAGCGAGUGUUGGCGCUGCUUGCCACUCCCAGGACAAGCCUUCAGCCAUCCUAUCAAAUUCUGGACUUUCGCCAGAACUGGCCAGGAGCACUAUCCGCCUGAGCAUAGGAUUGCUCACUUCCAAAUCUGAAAUUGAUGAUGCAGUUCAAGACUUGGCAAAUGCAAUUCGCAUCUUGAAAGAUGGUAAAAAGAAAAAGGAAAACCAGUCUUAAAGCGAAUUCAAACUGGGAAUUUUAUAACAUUUAGAAAAUAAACCAGUGUGUUUGGA